AUGCCCAUCGCAUUGACCGUCAAGAAGAUCGAUGGAAAGCCAGGAAAGGUUUACUACCCCCUCCAGCUCAAGGAAGUACCCAAGCCGUCCCCUGGCCCAAAGGAAGUCCUCAUCCGCCUCAAUGCCGCAGCUCUGAACCACCGCGACCUUUUCGUCCGCCAGCAGCUUUACCCCGGUAUCUCAUUCGAGAACCCACUGCUCGCGGACGGCCACGGGACGGUAAUCCAGUCCGGGCCGCAAUGUGUGCGCAACCUCCAGGACAAGGACGUCCUCCUGUUCCCAGCGCGGGGCUGGGACGCUCAUCCCGACGGACCCGAGGACUCCAAGAAGUACAGCGUAAUUGGCGGGACUGCCAUGUAUGACGCGGGCACUGCACAAGAGUACAUAGUCUGCAACGAGGAAGACGUCGAGGUCGCGCCGUCGCACCUGUCUCCAGUCGAGGGCGCAGCGCUGCCGCUCGUGGGCCUGACGGGCUGGAGAGCGCUGGUGACCAAGACCGGAGAAAACGCGAGCCGUGGCCGCAACAUCCUGAUCACUGGUAUUGGCGGGGGCGUUGCUCUACAAGUGUUGCAGUUCGCCGUCGCGCUCGGGUGCAAUGCAUGGGUCACAAGUGGCGACAAGGCCAAAAUCGACAAGGCCGUCAAGCUGGGCGCCAAGGGCGGUGUGUCGUAUCGAGACAAGGACUGGGAGAAGCAGCUGCAGAAACUCCUGCCAAAGGAGAGGCCUUUCUUGGAUGCCGUCAUCGACGGGGCUGGCGGAGACAUCGUUUUGAGGACGGCCAGGCUGCUCAAGCCGGGAGGUAUCGUUUCUCAGUACGGGAUGACCACCGGCCCGACCAUGCCGUGGGUCAUGCAAGCCGUCAUGAAGAACAUCGAGUUGAGAGGCAGCACGAUGGGCUCGAGAGAGGAGUUCCGAGCCAUGGUCGCGUUUGUCAGGGAACGGCCGCUCCUGAAACCAGUCAUAAGCCGGGUGGCCAAAGGCUUGAAGAACCUGGACGGAAUCGACGAGCUCUUUGCCGACAUGAAGGACGGCAAGCAGUUUGGCAAGUUGGUUAUCGACAUCUCCUCGGGGGCCGCGCCGAGCUCCAAGUUGUAG
Molecule: messenger RNA, 1095 nt
Organism: Diaporthe batatas
Lineage: Eukaryota; Fungi; Ascomycota; Sordariomycetes; Diaporthales; Diaporthaceae
Exons: 4
Coding region: 1-1095 (364 amino acids)
Molecular function (GO): oxidoreductase activity
Source: RefSeq, a predicted model, not a curated record